This is a messenger RNA of Capsella rubella, 647 nucleotides long. RefSeq names its product leucine-rich repeat extensin-like protein 1. NCBI's taxonomy places the organism in Eukaryota, Viridiplantae, Streptophyta, Magnoliopsida, Brassicales, Brassicaceae. Bases 1 to 441 code for a protein of 146 amino acids. The record is from RefSeq and is a predicted model, not a curated record. The transcript has a single exon.
AUGGUGUCUCAUCAAGGUCUUUAUUCCUUCACCCUAGUUUUUCUUUUAGCCACCCUAAUCACACCUGGUGAAGCCAAUAACAACCGUAAGCUUCUACAAACUCACACUAACUACCAACCGGAACAUUCUCCUCUUCCAUCUCCGGUCUAUUCUCCUCCGGCGGAUCUCACCCCUCCUCCUACUCCGGUCUAUUAUCCUCCAGCUGAUCAUCCUCCUCCUCCAUCUCCGGUCUAUUCUCCUCCGGCUGAUCUUCCUUCUCCUCCUCCUACUCCGGUUUAUUCUCCUCCUGCAGAUCUUCCUCUUCCCCCUACUCCGAUUGUUCUUCCUCCUCCUCAAGCUUAUCAAGCCUACUAUUACAGGAGAUCUCCACCACCACCACCGUCUAGAUAUGGAAAAGUGUAUCCACCUCCUCCCGCCAAACCAUGGUGGUGGUUAUUGUGAUUUGUGGAGCGUUAAAGUCUUAAAGACAUUGUGCAUUAGUAAUUAUUACGUGAUGUCUUUAAUGUCUCUAAAUUAACCCCCAAGGUUUCUUCUAUAUAUUUCAAUCACGAAUACUGAUUUUGCUCUUUCGUAAUGUGAGUGAAGUUAUGCAUUAACAGAUUGUUAAACGUAACCUUUUAUGUUGUAUUGUAUUGAUUCUUUUCAUU